Messenger RNA from Musa acuminata AAA Group (dessert banana), 1884 nucleotides. Its product is annotated as probable E3 ubiquitin-protein ligase RHC2A. The coding region runs from base 295 to 1485 and encodes 396 amino acids. Gene Ontology annotation, biological process: protein ubiquitination. Lineage: Eukaryota; Viridiplantae; Streptophyta; Magnoliopsida; Zingiberales; Musaceae. Gene Ontology annotation, molecular function: ubiquitin protein ligase activity. The transcript is spliced from 2 exons. The record is from RefSeq and is a predicted model, not a curated record. Gene Ontology annotation, cellular component: cytoplasm.
ACCUAUCCCUUCCUCGCCAGAUCCCACUCUUCCUGCUCUCCUCGGUCCGCUCCGUCUCCACCCGAUUCUGGGAUUUCGCCUCCGCGUCGAAGGAUUUGAUCGCGAGCGGAUGGAGGAAUUUGGUCGGUUUUACGUUUGAUUUUGGGAAUUUUUGAGGGGUUUGGGUUGGAGGUGGGAUUUGAAUCGUUUGAUUCAUUCAAAAGAUCGUGUUUUUCGGGGUCUUUGUUCUGGGAUUUUUUGAGGGAAAGGUGGGGUUUUUGUGGGUGUUCUUGGUCUGUUUCGGUGCCUUCUUCCAUGGCGACGGCGUCGUCGUACUGGUGCUACCGGUGUAGCCGCUCCGUCCGGGUGUGGCCUCAGGACGCCAUCGUCUGCCCCGACUGCGACGGUGGCUUUCUUGAGGAGAUCAGCAGUCCUCCUCCCCGCCCCCACCCGGCCGCCGAGCCCCGACGCCGCCGGGUGCCCUCCACCGACGCUCACACGCUCGGCAGCGGCUGGUCCGCCGCGGCCGCCCGCACCCGCCAGUCAUCCGAACUCAGGUUUGGCCGCAACCGCCGGUCCCCCUCCGGCGACCGCUCUCCCUUUAAUCCGGUCAUCGUCCUCCGCGGCCAGCCCGACGGUGGCGCCCGUGAGGCGGAUCGAGCCACCACCAACAGCUUCGAGCUUUUCUACGACGACGGCACCGGAUCCGGCCUCCGCCCCUUGCCUGAAAGCAUCUCGGAUUUCCUAAUGGGCUCAGGCUUCGACCGCCUACUCGAGCAGCUCGCCCAGAUCGAGCUCAACGGCAUCGGUCAGGGAAGGGGGUGCGAGCAUCCGCCCGCGUCGAAGGCAUCCGUCGAGUCAAUGCCCACCAUAGAGAUCGUCGACGACCACAUAAGGAAAGAUUGCCAUUGCGCCAUCUGCAUGGAUCCAUUCGAACUUGGGAUCGAGGCCCGGGAGAUGCCUUGCAAGCACAUCUAUCAUCAAGACUGCAUCUUGCCGUGGCUUUCGCUCCGGAAUUCAUGUCCUGUUUGCCGCCACGAGAUGCCAACCGAUGUGCAAGGACGGGGUGUGGCGGUGGCAGAAGGCGAAGAGCAGGCUGCUGCCGCCAGGAACGAGGAGGAGGCGGUGGGGUUGACGAUAUGGAGGCUUCCGGGUGGAGGUUUUGCAGUGGGGAGGUUCUCAGGGGGGAGAAGAGCAGGGGAACGAGAGUUUCCAGUGGUUUACACCGAGAUGGACGGUGGAUUCAACAACCGUGGAGCACCAAGAAGGAUCUCGUGGACCUCAACAGGCAGUGGUAGGAGGAGGGAGAGCGGAGGAAUUGGUCAAACCAUUCGCAAUUUCUUCUCAUUAUUCAGGCUGUCACGGUCGGCUUCCUCUUCCUCACAGCCGAGCUCAGAUUCUCAUCCUGCAUUUUCUCACAGGGAUGAAAGAGGUUCAUUUUUCAGAAGGCGUUCGCAAAGUCGAGGCAGCAAUUGGGAUGGAAAUGCCAAUGUGAUUUCUCGAUGACGGUGAGAAGAAGUAUGAUACAAGACAUGAUUAUUGCAGGAUUAGCAUCCAUUAUAUUACAGAUAAGUGGCAGUUCUUUUGGCAGGAACAGUUGACCAUGAAAAAUCACCUGUUGGCAGCAUAAGAGAACAAGUUUAGUGACAUGGAGAGAUUUGAGCUGCAGAAUCAACACCAACAGUGAUGGAAGAUACCAUGGGGAUCUUCUUCACAUAUGAUUGAAGCUGGUCCAAGAAUGUCAUUCCAGUGUGAAGGCUUAAACAAAAUAUGUGAUCUUGGGAAAUCUGGUUUGUUAAACAAGCUAGUCCAAGUCAAUACUUUGUGGUCAGCAGAACAUGAGAACCUGUUAUCCCACCAGUUAAUGGAAUUAAAGGAAGAUGCACCUGGUCAUUUUGUUGCCAA